AUGGACUUAGCGACGGGUGCCAUGAGGUCUCUCCUCCCCAAGCUGCUCGAGCUCCUCAAGGAGGAGUACAAUCUGCAGACCGGCGUCAGGGCAGACGUGGAGUCUCUCUCCAAGGAGCUUGCGAGCAUGCAAGCCGCCCUCCACAAGGUCGGCCAGGUGCAACGGGACCAGCUCGACGAGCUGGUCAAUAUCUGGGCCGACGAGGUCAGGGAGCUCUCCUACAACAUGGAGGAUGUCGUCGACACCUUCCUGGUGCAUGUAGAUGGCUCCGUGCCUAGUGCUAGCUCAAAGAGUUUCAAGGGGCUCAUAAAAAAGAUGGGGAACCUGUUCCACAAGGGGAAGGCUCGUCGUGAGAUCGCCGAUGCCAUCAAGGACAUCAAUAAGCAAGUUCAAGAGGUGGCCAACCGGCGUGCCAGGUACAUGGUUGACAAUAUUGUAGCUAAGCCUGCAUCUGAGGCUAAGCCUACAUAUGAGACCACUAUCGACCCUCGUCUUCGAGCUCUGUACGCGGUAGCUACAGAUCUCGUGGGCAUCUAUGGGAAAAGGGACCAAGAUCUCAUCAAGUUGUUGUCUGACGAUGACAUCUCCAACAAGAAACUGAAGAUAGUCUCCAUCGUCGGAUUCGGAGGGUUGGGAAAGACAACCCUUGUCAAAGCAGUGUAUCAGAAGAUGAAAGGUGAUUUUGGUUGCAGUGCAUUUGUUCCCAUCGGUCGUGAUGCCGACGCCAAGAAGGUUUUCAUUGAGAUCCUCAUUGAUCUUGAUAAGGAAAAAUACACUAAUUACACUCUAACUGUGUUGAAUGAACGACAACUCAUCGACGAACUCGUGGUAUUUCUGGAGAACAAGAGGUAUCUCAUCGUGAUUGAUGAUAUAUGGAAUGAAAAUCUAUGGGAAUUCAUCAAGCUUGCUUUCUCCGGUGGGGAUAAUCUUGGUAGUCGAGUAAUCACGACAACCCGCAUAGUCAGUAUUUCUAAGGCCUGCUGCUCUUAUAAUGAUGAUUUAGUUUACAAAAUGAAACCUCUCUCUGAAGAAGAUUCACAAGCACUCUUUUAUAAGAGAAUAUUUUCACAAGAGGAUAGAUGCCCUCCUGAAUUGGAAGAAGUAUCAAGAGACAUCUUAAAAAAGUGUGGCGGUGUACCAUUGGCCAUCAUUGCAAUAGCCAGUCUUUUGGCUAGUAAUAAACAGAUAAAACAGAAGGAAGAAUGGUAUGUAUUGCUCAGUUCUAUAGGCACUGGAAUUACAGAAGGUGCCACGAUGAAGGAGAUGCAAAUGAUACUAUCAGUUAGCUAUUAUGAUCUGCCUCCCCAUCUGAAGACUUGUUUAUUAUAUCUCAGCGCAUAUCCAGAAGAUAGAGAGAUAUUGACAGGUGAAUUGAUAUGGAGGUGGAUAGGGGAAGGUUUUAUCCAUGGUGAAACACAGGAUGCAAAUCUAUUUGAAAUUGGGCAGAGUUACUUCAAUGAGCUUAUCAAUAGGGGCAUGAUUGAACCAACAUACUACCGUAGCUGUGAGGUAUUUAGUUUCCGUGUACACGACAUGGUCCUUGAUAUGAUACGUUCCUUGUCAAAUCAAACCAACUUUGUUACUCUAUUGAAUGGUACUAAUGAUAUCACAUAUUUAAGAAGCAACAAUGUUCGCAGGCUAUCCCUUCAGAAUAUAAAAGAAGAUCAACAUCAUGCACAACUCCUUCCCGUGAGCAGCGUCACAAAAAUGAGGUCCAUUACUAUCUGUGAUACUGCUUGUAUUAACCUAAUACUGCCGGCUCUUUCAAGCUUUAGAGUAUUGCGGGUACUGAAUCUGAUUGGAUUCAAUGAUGCUAGUGGAGAACAGCUCGACCUUAGUGGUAUUGGGAAUCUUGUUCACCUGAGGUACCUAGGUAUAAGUGGUUUUCCUACCUGUGAACUCCCAUCAGAGGUAGGAAAUUUGCAGUUUUUACAGGUGCUGAAUGUAAAUGGUCUACAAGAGUUGGCUGAAUUGCCACCGGACAUUUGUAAACUGAGAAGAUUGAUCUGCCUGCUGGUUCACAUUAACUGCAUCAGCCUUCCAGAUGGGUUCGGGUAUAAUCUAACAUCCAUUGAAGUUCUCGCGCGUAUCAGCGCCUCCAUGGAUAUUGCGAAAGAGCUGCACAACCUUGCCAGACUGAGGAGGCUCGCAAUUCAUUGGCCUGAAACCGUUACUGCGAGAAUGGAGUCGGAGGAAGUUUUCGUGGAUGCUCUAUGCAACCUGGACAGCAUUGAAAGUGUACGUAUUACAGGUUCUUUUGAAUCCAUGGAUCUCCUGGGGGAAUGCUGGGCACCCACUCGACAUCUCCAGAAAUUUGAAUUUCCUGGUGGCAGAUUCUCUGGGCUGCCGACGUGGAUAAAGAGAAACACAGCUCACCUAUCAGAUCUCUCGUACUUACACAUUGAAGUCAAGAAGCUGUGGCAGGACGAGGUGCAAAUCCUUGGGAGGCUACCGGCUCUUCGUCGUCUCUACCUACAUGGUGCCCGCCAACCACCGGGGCUGAUGCUCAUCGACGGGUUUCACUGUACUAUAUAUUUCUCAUUUGUCUUCGAAUCACCUGGACAAUUGUUGUUUCAGAGAGGAGCUUUGCCAAGGGCUGAAGAGGUUAUUUUCAGUUCCCAUGCUACGCCAAAAGGUGGCGAUGGCGGUGAUGAUAAUGUUGAUCACUUUGGCCUGUGUAACCUCAUGUCCCUUCAGAAGCUCGAUGUCACUGUCCAUAGUGCAGUAAGAUAUAGAGAACGGAGGGAACUGCAGGCUGCGUUGACGCACGUGCUUCACGCCCAUCGUAACCAUCCCAUCAUUCUUUAUGCCAGGCUCAUAACAGAAGAUAGCGACGACGAAGAUUCCUGCAACGAAGAGGAAUGA
Lolium rigidum is the source of this 2865-nucleotide messenger RNA. Its product is annotated as disease resistance protein PIK6-NP-like. Gene Ontology annotation, molecular function: ADP binding. The record is from RefSeq and is a predicted model, not a curated record. Bases 1 to 2865 code for a protein of 954 amino acids. Lineage: Eukaryota; Viridiplantae; Streptophyta; Magnoliopsida; Poales; Poaceae. The transcript has 3 exons. Gene Ontology annotation, biological process: defense response to other organism.